Dracunculus medinensis (Guinea worm) is the source of this 837-nucleotide messenger RNA. Lineage: Eukaryota; Metazoa; Nematoda; Chromadorea; Rhabditida; Dracunculidae. The record is from the annotation of a GenBank genome assembly.
ACAAAGGAAGCUCUGAAAAAAUAUGAAGAAGUGAAAUCAAUCUUCAGUGAGGCCUCGAUGAAUAUAAGAGAAUUCUUCUCGAACGAUAAAAGUUUCAAUACUCAAUUACCCAGUUACGAUCUUGCAGAGUUUAUAGCUUCUCAUUUCGAUCCAUUAGGUUUCUUAGUUCCAACAAUGAUAUCCUUCAAACUAUUUCUUCAAGAUCUCUGGAAAAAGAAGUUACCAUGGGAUCAACCACUAAACGAGCAUGAAAACCAAACGUGGAAUCCCCUUAUAACUCUAUGGCCAACAUACGUAAAGGAGAUACCACGCGCUGUUAUCAACACAUUUCAAUAUACAAGUAUCCACGUGUUCACUGACGCGUCCAUCAAAGCAUAUGCAGCGGCAGUUUAUGUGAAACAAAGUCCGACAACGUCCUUGAUUUUUGCCAAGUCAAGAGUAGCCCCAAUCAAAACGAUGACGAUACCGAAACUCGAACUAUUAGCAAUCUUAAUUGGAGUAAGAGCAGCUCAUUUUGUUAUCAAACAAUUGGAAUUUGAAAAUGCACAGGUGAUUUUAUGGUCAGAUUCACGUCAAGAAGGAGAAGAGCUAGCAGAACAGCUGGAUGAUGAGAUUGGCAAAGCUAUGUUACUGAUACAAAACGAAUUUUCGGAAUUUGCCGUACAUUGGCGCAUGAUUAUUGGUGGAACUACUUCACAAAUCCCGUUCAGUCUAAACGAAAAAGUCACAACAGGGCAGGCGAUCGACAUGGAAUGGAAAACAAGAGUGUUUUGGUUCGAAUUGCAUUUGGAUUAUUCUGAUUUGGUCUUGAGCGGUUGUAUUGCUAUUCGGCUGUAA